UAUAUUUCACAGGGAGGAAAGUAAAGAAGAAAAGAAAAAGACCCCAAACUUGGACUUCAAAAACUCGUUUCUUCAUGUAACCAAAUUAAAUAAGUAUUUAAAAUCAAAUUUAUUCCAUCAAUAACAUUUUACAAAAAAUUGUUUUGUAAUUCCCGAGCUACAUGAAUGCAACAUUGAGGUUAGCUAGUGGCUAACACCACAAUGGACAAAGGUCCUUGUUCGUGCUCUCCUGCCACCCUGGAGGAAAACGGACUUGCAGCCUGUGACAGUUCUUACACAGACGAUGAGUUAGUGGAUGCUUUCGGAGACCUGGCUGCCCUCCCGGUUGAAGUUGAGGAGCGAAGGCCGACCUGUUUGCGCUGCCGUCGCCCUCAGAAGGUGUGUCUCUGUCCCUUUCUCCCGCAACAACCACUGGAGGUGUCCACAUGUCUGUACGUGGUGCAGCAUCCUGCAGAGGAAAGCCGAGUACUUCGGACCGUGCCUCUUCUUGCUGCUUGUUUGCCACAUGGAAAAUGCAACGUUAUAGUAGGAAGGAGGUUUAAUGAGGACAAGCAUCCAGAGCUAGCUGCUGUGUGUCGGGAUGACAGAACACUCAUCCUGUACCCCGGACCAAAAUCCCAGAACCUGGAGGAGUUAGUGGAACGGCAGGAGGUUGCCACCGUGAAACACAAUGUGAUCAUUAUAGACGGCACAUGGAGCCAGGCUAAAAAUAUGUUCCUGAAAAACAGCCUGUUACACCUGCCAAAACAGGUCCAGCUUAACAGGACGCUGUCCAGCCAGUAUGUGAUCCGGACACAGCCCUCCAACAUCUGUCUGUCUACGCUGGAAUGUGCUGCUGUGGCUUUGUCAAUCCUGGAGAAGAAUGAUGAGAUCCAAGAGAUAUUGCUGAGGCCUCUAAAAGCCCUGUGCUCCUUCCAGCUGGAGCACGGCGCUCAGAUCCAUCACAGCAAAGAGCAUCUCCUUAGGAACGGCAUGUACGACAAGCCCAUGCCGAAAAACAAACGCAAGAUAAAAAGGAUGGAGAAACUCAUGACUGACCACAGCAUCUGUCCAAGAUGAGGACAGAUUGAUGACCGAGCAUAGAAAAGGAUCUCAGAAUGUCUUUGCACACAGUUUGUUUAACAAUGUAGGACUUCAUCAACUGGGUACAGGCCUGCAAAUAGCUGGACUUAUGUUUCAUUUGUUUUUUGUUUAAGAUACUUGUUUUAUGUUGGUGAAUUUAAUUUAUAUACUUGUCGUUAAUUUUAAAUAAAUGACUUAAGGUCUACUUAAAUUAACAUGUUUUACAGAAAAUCAGGUUUAUUAGGUUUUCUUUUUUUCCAGAAAUUGUUUAACUAUUGCCACUCUAAAAUAUUAUUUAAAACUAAUCAAGUAAUGAUGUGUUACUUUUGAUAGUCUCUCCUCUAUAAGGGCUGAUUCAUUUAAUGUAUGUGCUAAACAAAGUCUUAAAGAAAUAAUUGUAUUUAAAUACAACAAUUACCAAAGCUGUACAUAUAUUUGUCAUCUUUUUUUAGUGGUCAGUUUACUGAGUGAAGAUGUAAAUAGAUCAUUUGUAAAUAAACCCUGUUUGACCUUAAAAA
Girardinichthys multiradiatus is the source of this 1580-nucleotide messenger RNA. RefSeq names its product DTW domain containing 2 (gene dtwd2). The transcript has 6 exons. NCBI's taxonomy places the organism in Eukaryota, Metazoa, Chordata, Actinopteri, Cyprinodontiformes, Goodeidae. The record is from RefSeq and is a predicted model, not a curated record. The coding region runs from base 202 to 1059 and encodes 285 amino acids.